Molecule: messenger RNA, 1587 nt
Organism: Triticum turgidum subsp. durum (durum wheat)
Lineage: Eukaryota; Viridiplantae; Streptophyta; Magnoliopsida; Poales; Poaceae
Source: the annotation of a GenBank genome assembly
AUGUCGCCCGUCAAGGCCGAGGACCUGGUGCCGCACCCCUGCAGAGAGCAGUUCGCCGAGCUCGACUACUGCAUCACCAGCCCGCCGCCAUGGAUCACCACGGUGGUCGUCGCGUUCCAGCACUACCUGGUCAUGCUCGGCACCACCGUCAUCAUCGCCACCAUCCUCGUCCCCAUCAUGGGCGGCGGCCAUGAGGAGAAGGCGAUCGUGAUCCAGACCAUCCUCUUCCUCGCCGGGAUCAACACGCUCCUGCAGGUGCACUUCGGCACGCGGCUCCCCGCCGUCAUGGGCGGCUCCUUCACCUACAUCUACGCCGCCGUGGCCAUCAUCAUCAGCCCAAGAUACAUCCUCUUCAUCGGCGCCCCUUUCGAGAGGUUCGUGUACACCAUGCGGUCGCUCCAGGGCGUGCUCAUCAUCGCCGGCGUCUUCCAGGCCGUCAUCGGCUUCUUCGGCAUAUGGAGGGUCUUCAUAAGGUUCCUGAGCCCCCUCGCCGCUGUCCCCUUCGUCACGCUCUCCGCGCUCGGGCUCUUCUACUUCGCCUUCCCAGGGGUCGCCAAAUGCAUCGAGAUCGGUCUCCCGACGCUCGUUCUGCUCCUAAUAUUCUCAGAGUACGCGUCCCAUUACUUUGCCAAAGGGAGCUUCGUGUUCGGCCGGUGCGCGGUGCUGGUGACGGUGAUCAUCGUGUGGAUCUUCGCCGAGAUACUGACGGCGGCCGGCGCCUACGACGAGAGGAACCCCGUGGCGCAGUUCAGCUGCCGCACCGACCGCUCCGGCCUCAUCCACGCCGCGCCCUGGGUCAGGUUCCCUUACCCGUUCCAGUGGGGAUACCCCAUCUUCUGCGCGCAGGACUGCUUCGCCAUGAUGGCCGCUUCCUUCGCGUCCCUUAUUGAGUCUACCGGCACCCUAAUUGCAGUGUCAAGAUACGCAGGCGCGACAUUCGUCCCGCCUUCUGUUUUCGCUCGUGGAAUUGGCUGGCAGGGUAUAUCUAUCAUACUAGAUGGGAUGUGCGGCACGUUGACAGGCACAGCAGCUUCAGUUGAGAACUGCGGUCUACUGGCCUUGACGCGAGUUGGAAGCAGACGAGUCAUCAAGAUUUCCGCUUUGUUCAUGAUCUUCUUCUCGCUGUUUGGAAAAUUUGGAGCAAUUCUUGCAUCUAUUCCAUUGCCGAUUUUCUCUGCACUUUACUGUGUUCUCUUUGCUUAUUCAGCUGCUGCAGGCCUCUGCUUCCUUCAAUACUGCAACCUUAACACCCGAAGAAGCAAGUUUAUACUCGGCAUCUCCUUGUUCCUGGGGCUAUCCAUACCACAGUACUUCCGGGAGUUUGAGACAUUCUACGGCUUUGGACCAGCUCACACACGUUCACUGGCGUUCAAUGUCAUUGUCAACGUGAUAUUCUCCUCGCCCGCGACUGUUGCUGCCAUACUUGCCUACCUUCUCGAUUGCACGCACCUCUACUGGGAACCCCAUGUGAGGAGGGACAGGGGCUGGCUGUGGUUGGAGAAAUUCAAGUCCUACAGGCAUGAUGGCAGAAGCGAGGAGUUCUACGCUCUACCAUAUGGUAUGAGCAGGUACUUCCCCUCGCUCUAG